Messenger RNA from Aspergillus terreus NIH2624, 1899 nucleotides. RefSeq lists its product as uncharacterized. The transcript is spliced from 3 exons. Lineage: Eukaryota; Fungi; Ascomycota; Eurotiomycetes; Eurotiales; Aspergillaceae. The record is from RefSeq and is a predicted model, not a curated record. Gene Ontology annotation, cellular component: cytoplasm; nucleus. Gene Ontology annotation, biological process: intracellular signal transduction; protein phosphorylation; mitotic cell cycle. Gene Ontology annotation, molecular function: histone H3T3 kinase activity; ATP binding. Bases 1 to 1899 code for a protein of 632 amino acids.
AUGUCCACGACAUUAUCCUCCGCCGUUUCUAGCCCCGCGCAAUGGGAUGCGCAUCCCCCAACGAAGACUCGCACCGUUGCCAAACGUCGAGUAUAUGGAAAGCGACGAACGGACGCCCCGCGAGCUGUAUUCGACCAGCAGACUCCACCAAAGCAGCCGAGUAGUCUUACGAAAGCCAGCGUUCAGGAUGCAGUGGAUUCGAUCCAAGCUAAGCUGGCAGAAAUCAAUAUCGAUGAUACGCCAACCGUACGACGCCAAAAAGAUAUCCUGAAAAAACCGCGGGACGAAAAUAACACCGAUUCAAUCCACAGAAAGGAUGCAGAACCCCAGAUCGAUGAUGCACCAACAGAACUGCCUCAGACGGAAGACCAAAUCGUUGCACCGUCUUCUCCGACGAGCACACCUAGACCACAGAAAAGAUACGAGACAAUGGUGGCAGUCAGGGUAACUCCUCGUUACUCCAUGGCGAGGCGCCGAACGCAAGAAAAGGAGGCUGGAUCGACAUCAGAAAAUGCGAGUCGGACACGAAAAGUGAAACCUGCCCCUCGAUUAUCAUCUGGCUGUGUAACGGACAAGGGUAUAAAUGCCUACGCCCGCCCUAUUCUGGACGAAGCCAUCUCUCCCGUUGCGGCGCAGAGCGUGCAGAAGUUCAGCUCAUGGGCGGCCCGGGCUGGAAGUCUGUUAGAGGUUGUGAAGAUUGCGGAGGGCUCAUACGGAGAAGUCUACAAGCUCCGCCUGCGCGAGGAGGUGUGCAAGAAAGCGAUGUCCAAGUCGAAGCUCGCUCGUCUGAAGGCAUACGGUGAUGGGGUGUUCAAGAUUGUCCCUCUACGCGCACGAAGAGGACCCGGCUCGAAGAAAUACACAAGCGUUGACGAAAUCGUGUCCGAGGUCAGGAUGCUCAAGUACCUGGAUCCGAUUCCUGGAUUUGCCCGCUUCCGAGAGAUCCAUGUCGUGCAAGGCCGGUUCCCUGAAUCAUUUCAAGCCGCGUGGGACUACUAUAAGGAGACCAGGGAUGACUGUCUUAACCCAGACCCCUCGAAUAGGCGGGCGUAUCCUGAGACGCAGCUCUGGGCAAUCGUGGAGAUGGACGAUGCUGGUUGCGAGUUGGAAAAGUUCGCUUGGUCGUCCAUUUUCCAAAUCUAUGAUAUAUUCUGGGGUGUGGCGAUGGCACUUGCCCGCGCGGAAGAGUAUGCUAUGUUCGAGCAUCGCGACCUACAUCUCGGAAACGUGUGCAUCAGAAGCACUCGUCCUAAUGGUCGUAUGGACCCUCCGACAGAUCACGAUAUCAUGAGUCGAUCAUAUACCAGCGGCUUCGGACUCAGCGCGAUCGAAACGACGAUUAUAGACUACUCGCUCUCCCGAGCGGAGUUGCGUUUAUCUGAAGAGUCGCCAGACGCAGUAGACAUUGCCUCAUCAGACUUGGACCAGAAGCAAAUCUUUGAUGCCAUCGGCCGCGAUGAAGACGAGGUCUUACUGAGGAAUACCUAUAGAUAUAUGCGGGCUCAGCUGUAUCACGGGAACCCUCUCGAGACCGCAAAGACACGCGACAUUCCGGGAAUCUGGGAAGGAUACGCACCGCGAACCAACCUUAUCUGGCUCCUCUUUCUUCUCAAGACCCUACUGAAGAAUAGAAAAGCCGGAGUUUCUGAAAGACAACCCCUGUCUCUCUGCUCCCCAAACAAGCAGCCCAAAAUGACGGAGACGUCAAAGAGUGGGUGUAAGGAUCUGGAAACACAAGAGACCAAAGUCGCCAACCUGAAAAAGGAUCUCGAGGAUAGGCUGAACGAAGUUCUCCGCCUCUUGGAUCUUGAAGAUGGCCAUCAAGAUAUAUGCUGCGCUGCGGACCUGGUUGCAUUCGCCAUCGAUACCAACUGGUUGGACGAACGGGACUUCUUCUAA